CCAAAAAGUAACAUCCUCCACUUGUAUUCUUUCUUUCAAUUAUGUCCUCUGCAUAGCCUGAGUUACAAAAUCCUGCUAACCUAAAAUUAUUAUUUCUUUCAUUGAACAAACUUAGAUCAGUAGAGUCUAUAAGAUAUAUAAAUAUUUGUUUCACAAUGAGACUCUUUGGGGUCAAACUGAAAUCUGGCACAAAGACAUAGUCUCUUACAACACCCUUAUAGCUGCGUAUGCUCAUAGGGGUGAGUGCGGGCCUGCAUUGAGGCUCUUUGAGGAAGUUAGAGGGAGGGUGGGGGUAGGGAUUGGAGGCGGUGGGGUUGUUCUGGGAGAAGGGUAGGAUGGGGUUGAUGGUUGAUAUGUUCACUAUGGCGAGUGUUUUGCCUGCUUUUACUUGUGUUAAGGAUUUGGUUGGGUGUAUGCAGUUUCAUGGGGUGAUGAUUAAGAGUGGAUUCCAUGGGAAUUCACAUGUUGGGAGUGGGUUGAUUGAUUUGUAUUCCAAGUGUAGGAAGGUUUUUGAGGAGAUUCCGGCAUCGGAUUUGGUUCUUUGGAACACGAUGAUUUCUGGAUUUUCACAGUAUGAGGACUUGUCUGAAGGUUUCAUUGCUUUAAGGAAGGGAACUGUUCAUGCAGGGAUUACUGGUGAUAAAAACAGUCAUUAUUGCUACUUCAGUGGGAAAGUGCGAUAUACAAUCAUACUAAUUAUUUACCUAUGACAUGUUUCGGUAAACACUAAACACUUGUUCAAUAGAAGUUUGUCAACUGAGAGCUUAUUCAUAAGUUUGACAUUGAAGCUUAUUGAAAUAAGUUAAAAAGAACUUAUUUUAAUAAAUUUCACUGCCACUGUUCUACGUGCACGGGGCAUCGGUACACACUCUUCAUGGUUGGACAGAUUUUGAUUAUGGUUGCCACUGUACAUUAGAAAAUAGUCAAUUAUUGUCAUUUUGUGAAUCUGUUUAAAGGAAUAGGUGGUGAAAAGAAAAAGGAGUUUGUUAUGAGUCCCAAAGAUGGGGCAUUGUGGAAGGCUCAACAAAGUGUUUUGAUUCUUUUCAAGCGUUGUUCCGGCAUGAAACAGUUAAAGGAGAUGCACGGUCGCAUUGUCCAAAGCGGCUUCGAUAAGAACCCGCUUGUGGUCGGAAAGAUCAUCGAGUUUUGUGCGGUGUCGGGGCACGGAGACAUGAAUUACGCAGUGAGGGUUUUUAACAUGAUCGAUAAACCCGACGCGUUUAUGUGUAACACCAUGAUCAGGGGCUUCGGACAAACUAGCCAACCACGAAAGGCCAUUGACUUGUACAGAAGAAUGCAUGAAAAAGACAGUUUCACGUUCUCUUUCUUCCUCAAAAUCAUUGCUGGAUUGGGGUCAGUUGCAUUGGGAAAGCAACUGCAUUGCACAAUCCUUAAACAUGGGCUUGAAACGCAUGCUUAUGUGAGAAACUCUCUGAUUCACAUGUAUGGUAUGGUGAAGGACGUAGAAACUGCACACCAACUGUUUGAGGAAAUUCCAGAUCCAGAUUUAGUGGCUUGGAACUCUAUCAUCGACUCUCACGUGCAUUGCCGAAACUAUAAACAAGCUCUCCACCUGUUUGCCAGAAUGCUGCAGAGUGGCGUGCUGCCCGACGACGCCACUUUCGUAGUGACCCUCUCAGCUUGUGGAGCCAUAGGAGCACUGGAUUUCGGGAGGCGAAUUCAUUCUAUCAUACGUAACACUGAGCUUGGUGGGAGUGAGAGCACAUUGGUCUCCAAUUCGCUAAUUGACAUGUAUGCGAAGUGUGGAGCUGUGGAGGAAGCCUACCACAUAUUUACUAACAUGAAAGGGAAGAAGAACGUGAUUUCAUGGAAUGUCAUGAUUCUUGGGCUUGCCUCCCACGGUAAUGGAGAAGAGGCGUUGGCCCUUUUCACGAAAAUGUUGCAGCAGAAUGUGGAGAGACCGGAUGGUGUUACAUUCUUGGGGGUGCUAAGCAUGGAAAAAUCAUCGCAUGGCAGGAUGAUGGAAAAAUCAAGGGAAGAUAGAUAA
Messenger RNA from Cajanus cajan (pigeon pea), 2008 nucleotides. The record is from RefSeq and is a predicted model, not a curated record. NCBI's taxonomy places the organism in Eukaryota, Viridiplantae, Streptophyta, Magnoliopsida, Fabales, Fabaceae.